CGCUACCGCGGAUUUCGCGGCCGGGACCCAGUGCUGGGUGCGCGCGCCUAGCGCCCGCGCAUCUUCGCUGCCUGCAGCCCCGGGCCCCAAACGAUCCCGCGCAGCGUGAGGCGUCCGUUCCCGCCCCUCCGUUCCCCUCUCCGCCCUCCCGGGGCGGGCGAGGAGCUGCGCACGCGCGGGGACGCGCGCCGGGCCUGUUGCUGUGGAAACUGCUCCGCCAGCGCCGGUCGGGACCUGGGGAUCCCCGCACGCAGCGGUGGGAACCGGUGGACCGCGCCCCCGGCCGGCCCCCACCUCCGUUUCCCGGUAUUUCCUGAUUCGGGCCUCCAGUCGGGGAGUUCACCCCUCGGGCUCGUCAGUAGGGCUGUGGCUGUCGCCUCUUCCUGCAGCGCCAGGCUCCGCCCGCCCUCAAAGUCGGCUUAGGUGCUUUCCGUGCACUGCGGUUGGGUGGAAAAACACCCACUCCUGGCUGUUUAGACGUUGGCCUGCAGAAGAUGUCAUUUCUGUAUUUCUCUAAUGGUAAGAAAGCCAGCCUUGCACUAGUGGAGACGUGAGUAGGGAGAGAAUCGUCUACCCUUUGGGGACAUCCGUACGCCUUAGGUGCUGUGGGGCUUCCUAACAAAAUUGUGGGCAGUUACUGGUCUCUGGGGAGAAGAAUAUUCAGGAAGAAUAAUCCGGUAAACGUGCGGUCCUCCUUCCUGAACAGAGUGGAAUCUGUAAGCAGGCCUAGAGAGCAUCCAGGUGGCUUGGAGUGGAACAGAGGGCUAUAGGACGGGUGUUGCAAAGAGGAAAGAGAGAAGUCAUUAUGCAACUUACACAUUGUCAUCAGAUUUCCUCUGAUUUACCCUGACGUGUAUGUGGUAAUGAUGUGCACUGCCAAGAAAUGUGGGAUUAGAUUUCAGCCUCCAGCUAUUAUCUUAAUCUAUGAGAAUGAAAUCAAGGGGAAAAUUCGCCAGCGAAUUAUGCCAGUUCGAAACUUUUCAAAGUUUUCAGAUUGCACCAGGGCUGCCGAACAAUUAAAGAAUAAUCCACGACACAAGAGUUACCUGGAACAAGUAUCCCUGAGGCAGGUAGAGAAGCUAUUCAGUUUUUUACGAGGUUACUUGUCGGGGCAGAGCUUGGCAGAAACAAUGGAACAGAUUCGUCGGGAAACAACCAUUGAUCCUGAGGAAGAUCUGAACAAACUAGAUGACAAGGAGCUUGCCAAAAGGAAGAGCAUCAUGGAUGAACUGUUUGAAAAAAAUCGGAAGAAGAAGGAUGAUCCAAAUUUUGUUUAUGACAUUGAGGUUGAAUUCCCACAGGACGAACAACUGCAGUCCUGUGGCUGGGACACAGAGUCAGCUGAUGAGUUCUGAUACCAAACACUCAAAAAAUGUAUUAGGCUAGCAGAAUACCUAUAUUUAUACCAGAUUGGUUCUGGAAAAAGCUUUAAAGAAUACUAAAUUUAUAUGUUGGGUUAUAGGGGAUUGACCAUGUUACUUUUCAAAACCAAGACAUUUAAAGCAUCUGCUAUGUAGGUGCAUGAGGAAUAUGGGAAAAACAGAAUAAAGGAAUCUGUCUUUAAGGAGCUUGCAAUCAUGCUGGGCACAGUGGCUCACGCCUUAAUCCCAGCACUUUGGGAGGCUGAGGCAGGCAGAUCACCUGAGGUCAGGAGUUUGAGACCAGCCUGGCCAGCGUGGUGAAACCCUGUCUCUACUAAAGAUACAAAAAUUAGCCUGGCAUGGUGGUGGGCACCUGUAAUCCCACCUACAGAAGAGACUGAAGCAGGAGAAUCACUUGAACCCUGGAGGCGGAGGUUGCAGUGAGCCAAGAUCACACCAUUGCACUCUAGCCUGGGCAACAAGAGCAAAAUUCCAUCUCAAAAAAAAAAAAAAAAAGCUUACAGUCAGUCUAACUGGAAGAUGUAAAAAAUGUGAAAAGCUAAUUGGCAGUAUUAAACAACAAAAAGAUUAGAGCCAAAUGCAUGAUAAAGGCUAAAGAAGUUCAGAGCCUAUAUUACUGUAGAGUAGAACAGUAAGAGAAGACUUUGUCCUUUAGUAAAGAGAUAGGAGUUGGCCUGGCCCUUGAAAUAGUAGUGUUUAGGUAGCCGCUUGUGUAGGAUUCCAGAUAAGAGCAACUGAAAAGAAGGAAAGGAGGUAGUAAAGGUAUAAGAAGCAGAAUUUUUUUUUGAGGAAUAAGCAAAUUAUAGUUUGACAAGAUUGGGGGCCGUAUAUACGGUUACCAGGGAAUUAUCUUGUAUGUGUUAUGUCUUCGUAUGUAUUUAACUCUGGAAAAGAGUACCCCUGCAAAAUGCCCUGCAGCUGCAAGUAGAUAUCACUUGAUGGACAAAAGGGGAAUUCUGCCCCUCUGGCAUCAGGAAAUAUAUACUAAAGACAUUGUGAAAUGCUGAACCUCUUCCCAUAAAUAAAGGUUUGUUUGUAAAAUUGGAAAUCCACCCAUAAUAAAUGAACAAUAGGCACUGCCAGUUUAGGCCUAUUCGUGACUGGAUCUGCAAGAGAGCAUCUUCAUUUAACAACAUUAUCUGUAAUUUGAUACAUUUAUUCUGAUUAGAAUAUUGUUUAAUUGGUAGAAAUUCUAUGUUUUCUACAAGGAAACUGAUGCUUAUUAAAUAAAACUAUAGUGAAAAUAAU
Cebus imitator (Panamanian white-faced capuchin) is the source of this 2630-nucleotide messenger RNA. It is a transcript of the gene CEP19, whose product is annotated as centrosomal protein 19. Gene Ontology annotation, cellular component: centriole; ciliary basal body; spindle pole. The transcript has 3 exons. Bases 864 to 1355 code for a protein of 163 amino acids. Lineage: Eukaryota; Metazoa; Chordata; Mammalia; Primates; Cebidae. Gene Ontology annotation, biological process: microtubule anchoring at centrosome; trans-Golgi to periciliary membrane compartment transport. The record is from RefSeq and is a predicted model, not a curated record.